Molecule: messenger RNA, 1044 nt
Organism: Penicillium brevicompactum
Lineage: Eukaryota; Fungi; Ascomycota; Eurotiomycetes; Eurotiales; Aspergillaceae
Exons: 2
Coding region: 1-1044 (347 amino acids)
Biological process (GO): mRNA splicing, via spliceosome
Cellular component (GO): catalytic step 2 spliceosome
Molecular function (GO): protein binding
Source: RefSeq, a predicted model, not a curated record
AUGCCCCGGACAAUAUUUCCAACCCGGCAUAUCCAUACUUUAAAAACGCAUAAUGGUAAGCUCAAACUCUGGACGUCUAUUGAAUUACCCCUGACACCUUUAGGCCCCGUCAAUGCGGUGACCUAUUCAAACGCCGGCGGCACCUACGUCCUCACGGGCUCCUCAGACAGAGCCGUGCACCUGUCGCGCGCAGUUCCAAAUAAUUCCAAUAGCGCAAACCCAAUCGAGACAACAUCCCCGAUUCAGAAAUACGAAGCACACGGCUAUUCAGUCCUCGAUGUCGCCGUCGCAACAGACAAUGCCCGCUUCGCAAGCGUAGGAGGUGAUCGCCAGAUGUUCCUCUGGGACGUGGAACAGGGAAUUACAAUUAAACGCUGGUCUGGACACAACAGCCGCAUAGAAGCGGUCCAAUUCGCCGGCGAAGGCGACUCGGUCGUUGUCACUGGCAGCGCCGAUACUACCAUCAAUCUAUGGGAUACUCGCGCUUCAUCUUUCAAGCCUAUUCAGACUCUUGCCGAUGCUACGGAUACGGUUUCAUCACUUCAUGUUCAUGGACCGACUUACUCGAUCGCUAGUGGUAGUUAUGAUGGCCAUGCGCGCGUUUAUGACGUUCGUACAGGCAAGAUGACUGUCGAUGUUCUGGCUCACCCGGUUACAAGUGUUCGGUGCUCGGAUGACGGGAAUGCGCUCUUGGUUUCUACACUGGAUGGCCAUAUACGGAUGCUAGACCGGUUAGACGGCAAAUUGCUGAAUUCCUUUGGGGGCGCAGCGCGCCCUGGGAUGACGAUAUCCAAACUUGCGUAUCGGAAUAAAGAGUUGAGAGUUCGCUCCGUCUUCGCACAGGGUGAUGCUGUUGUUUUGAGCGGGGGUGAGGCUGGUGAGGCUGGGGCUGGAGCCUUUGCUUGGGAUGUCAUUAAGGGGGAGGUCAUUGCAGCCGUCCCUGUUGGAGAGAAGGUGAAGGCUGUGAGCUGUGUUGCAUGGAAUGAAAAGGGGGAGACUGGGCCGCUGGUUGUUCUGAUGGUACGUGCUUCAUCAUUCUUCUAG